This is a messenger RNA of Scylla paramamosain (green mud crab), 3614 nucleotides long. RefSeq names its product endothelin-converting enzyme 1-like. The record is from RefSeq and is a predicted model, not a curated record. Gene Ontology annotation, molecular function: metalloendopeptidase activity. The transcript has 21 exons. Gene Ontology annotation, biological process: protein processing. NCBI's taxonomy places the organism in Eukaryota, Metazoa, Arthropoda, Malacostraca, Decapoda, Portunidae. Bases 183 to 3203 code for a protein of 1006 amino acids. Gene Ontology annotation, cellular component: plasma membrane.
UGAGUGGGCGUGGCUUGGGGUGGGCUGACAUGGGCAUGAUCAAGAUGCAACUCAGCCUUCCAGUUUCCUGUUUGGUGCUGUACAGCGAGGCACGGGCGCCAUGUGUGUGUCCUGAGGCGAGAUCCGGUACUUCUUUACGAGCUGAGAUCCGGAGCAAAACAGGAUAAUAAAAGGAGGAUAGAAUGGAGGACACGCAGAUCACCAUAAACGGAGAUCCUACGAGUCCUACGAGGCUGGAAGAGGACUCCUGCGCAUCCCUAAGGAGCAGAGGAGGCCCACAGAGACGAAGAGGAUCCCUGGCCAGCGUCACUCUUACUUUAGGCGCUGCUACAGUAAUUCUUGUGGGUGCCAUUGGUUUUCUCUCCCUCGUCUUCGCCACGUCACGAGUAGCCAGCCAAUCACAGGCAGGAAAGGUCGUGACGUCACAGGCUGAUGACCAAUUGGAGGCGCUGCAUAUUGAGAAGAGAGAAGCCCCGGCGCAGCAGGGGGCGUGUCCUGAGGAGCUUUGCUUGACGAAGGAGUGUAUACAUGUCGCCUCGAGCCUCCUCACAUUUAUGGACGAGACAGUGGAUCCUUGUGACGACUUCUACAGGUACGCGUGUGGGGGCUGGAUAAAGGAGAAUGAACAUGAAGUGGCAACAGAGAACUUCGUCUACAGUUUUGUCUUCGACGUUCUCUCAGAUAAGAUCGACACGACUCUUAAAGAGCUGCUAAGGACGGGAGGAAAUGUGCCGCAGGAGUUACUGCAGACCAAACCAUAUGAAGAUCUCUUUCUUUUCCACGAGAGAUGCAAGGAAGUGGAGACAAGCACGCAGGAUAUGUCCCCAGCUCACGAUGCCCUGCGAACACUGGAUCAGUUUCAAGUCGGGAAGCCCUUUGACUCCUCCGCGUGGGACUUGACUCGCGCCCUUAUGCAGCUCCUUCAAACCAACGGGGCGCCGCUUUUUGACGUCGUUGUGGAUUCUGAUGUGAAAGAAAUGUCAAAGUUUUCUAUUGUAAUCACUUCCCCGCGCAACUUCGGUCUGAUUUCUCGCCUCGUCAGACACCCUCUUCACCGCAGGAGCCGUGGCAGUCUGCACAAGUUCGUGAGGGAAAGAGGGCGACGAAUGCUCUUUGGAGACCAGGACGAGGAGGCGGCGGUGAGGGAGGCAUUGGCAAGGGGCGGACCAGUGCUGAUGGCUGGAAGCAGAGAUGCACUGACACGCCACGCCCUUCAGAGAGACGCUGUGGGCAAUCUAGUGUCUGCUGGAGAUCAGAAGGACGAGGAAGAGAAGGAGGAGGAGGAGGAGGAGGAGGAGGAGGAGGAGGAGGAGGAGGAGGAGGAGGCCACCACAGUCACAACCACAGACUCCUCCACCUCCACUGCCUUCAAUACCCUCCACACUACCACUCCAGCCACCACGACCUCCCACGCCACGACCCACACGCUAACCACCAAUACUGCUGCCUCCACGGAUCUGCCCUCCACUCCCUCCACUGCCUCCACUACUACCACCACUACUGGCAACACCACCAUCACCAACACCACCUCGGCAGAAGAGGAGGAAGGCGACGAAGCAAAGGAUAUAUAUUGGUUGCUGGAACAAGCCUCAGUCAGCAGGAGAAUCAUAUACAGAAUAUUUAAGGAGGAUAUGGAUGAAAAACGCCUGGAGUCCCUUGCUACCAUCUUGCAUGAUACCUUCCCCAACGCCAGUGUCCUCUCGUCCUCCUCCUCCUCCUCCUCCUCCUCCCCCUCCUCCUCGUCCUCCUCCUCCUCCUCCCCUGAAGGUGACGCCCCUGACGAUGUGUAUUCUGAAGUGAUGACCCGUUUUCUUCCUAUUCUGCAGAAGCUUCUCCCCAGUGAAAGAGAGGAACUGGAGAUUCAACAAAGCGGGAAACAGUACAACCAUUUCACCAUCAGCUCUCUACCGAAGUUGUGCCCUGUGAUUGACUGGUCUGUACUGCUUGGGGGACUUCUGAACCUGACCAUUACGGAGGAACACAAUAUAUACGUCCACUACCCUGAGCACCUCACCAAACUCUGUACUCUGCUGGACAACACGGAGCCUUGGGUGAUCCACUACGCCCUCCUCACCCUCUACUCCUACGAUGUUCUUCAGGAGACUGUGUUCGCUACUGAGGGCAUGGACAGGGAUGACUUCUGCCUGCAGGCAGUGAAGAGCGUGUUUGGAGAAGUGAUGUCAAACUUGUACCUUCACCACAUUGGCAACGAAACAUUAGAGAGAGUCAAAAAUAGUACGUCCUCUAUAAUGGAGGUUCUACGGGAGGAGGUGGAGGAGAGUGUGUCAGGGGCGGCGUGGCUGGGACAAGAGGACAAGGAGACGGUGCUGGAGAAAUUGCACUCAAUGAAACUCAAAGUGGGGGCGAGAGAAAAGCAUUGGGAUAUAGAAUUUGUGAACAAGUCCCACGCAGAGCUUAGUUUCCCGCCCAACGCCUCCUUCCUGCACACUGUUCUGGAGCUGUACCGCACCUUCAGACACCAGCUUUACCAGCUCCACCGCACCCCUAUGGAGAACGAUGACUUCAUCUGGUCAUUCACUGUACAGCCUUACGUAGUGGAUGCCUUUUACGCUGUGGACAUCAACAGUAUAGUGUUUCCAGAGGCGUUCUUCCACCCACCUUAUCACCGCCACCACGCUCCACAUUAUAUAAAUUUUGGAUCCACUGCCACGUCAAUAGCUCAUGAGAUCUUUCACGCUUUGGACUUCUUAGGCAUUCAGUUUGACGAGGAAGGGUUACUGACGCAGCCCUUCAGUCAGGAGAUGGCGGAGCGGUUAAACACUACAAUUAACUGCUACCAUGACCUUCUAACCGAGUCUUUUUAUGAAAUUCGCUAUAUGCACCACACGCUCAUUGCUCUGGAGAUCGACAACUCCAUCACGAAAAACGAAAACCUGGCAGACAUUAGUGGCCUGCGCACCGCCUUCAGGUCCUAUCGGCGUUGGGAGGAGACGCAGGGAGUGGAGCCUCGCCUGCCUGCCCUCCCUCUCUCCCCUCACCAGCUGUUCUUCGUCUCCGCAGCACAGCCUUACUGCAGCGUGACCUCAAUGGUUGGGAACAUUCUCCUCAUGGAAUUGGAUGAACACCUGCCCAAUAAGAUCAGGAUUAACGGGAUGAUGAAGAACCUGCCAGAGUUUACCCAAGUGUUCGACUGUCCUCCCACCUCCAAAAUGUUCUCUGAUCACACCUGCCAGCUUUUCUAAGUCACACCUGUUGAUAAGUUAAGCCACGCACACCUGUCACUUUUUUUUAGGCCACACCUGACAGAUUAAGCCACCCACACCUGUUGAUAAGCCAUUCACGUCUCCCACAUUUUCUAAGCCACAUCUUUUGAUUAAUUAAGGCAUCCCAAGCCUCACAGUGCAUCUGUUAACGUGUUCUAAGCUACCCACACCUGUCCCUGUGUUCUGUUCUCCUGUCUACACACUUGUUAUUGCCCCACACAAACCUGCUGCAGUAAAAUGACACGAUAAACAGAAUACAAAAAUAGCAGAGUCGAACUUUUUAUCUUGUUAAUUUAAGUUGAUUUUUUUUUGUUAAUUAAUGAUGACAUGUAUUUAUUUCGCGAGACGCAAGUAAAUGUUGAACGAAUAAAUUAUUUUAAUGUUAGUAAA